Messenger RNA from Centruroides sculpturatus (bark scorpion), 2246 nucleotides. RefSeq lists its product as uncharacterized. Bases 1 to 1287 code for a protein of 428 amino acids. Gene Ontology annotation, molecular function: zinc ion binding; nucleic acid binding. The record is from RefSeq and is a predicted model, not a curated record. The transcript is spliced from 2 exons. NCBI's taxonomy places the organism in Eukaryota, Metazoa, Arthropoda, Arachnida, Scorpiones, Buthidae.
AUGACACAAACACCAGACGAGGACAAGAUGGCCACUGUAGCUGUCUUCUGUCUUCUUCACUGGAGAAGUCAGGAUGGCUGCACAAAACAAAAAAAUUUAGACAAGCCAACAACAACAACAAAUGAAAAGACCUCCAGUCAGCCAGCGUACUUAGUAGUCCACGCAACUGGAGAAAAACCUUUAUCUAAGUGUUCUCCAUUUUUGAUCCAAACAUUAUUUGAAUCAACCAUCGGGCAUUUAAGGAAAAUACAGAAAUUGAGGUCAGGUGACCUUCUGGUGGAAACAGCUUCUCCUCAACAAACAACAAAGCUUCUGUCAAUGAAAACACUCGGAGAUAUGGGAGUUUCAAUCGCAUCACACAAAAGUUUAAACUCAUCACGUGGUGUGAUAUCUGAGACUGACCUAAUGUCUGAAGAUGAAGCAGAUAUUCAGAUCAGUCUUUCAGAUCAACGUGUCACUGCUGUUCGACGCAUCUCCAUUCGUCGAGAUGGCAAGUUAAUACCAACAAAACAUUUAAUUGUGACAUUUGACAAGCCAACAUUGCCAUCCUUCAUUAUUGCAGGAUAUCUGCGCUGCCCUGUUCGUCCUUACAUUCCAAAUCCGCUGCGUUGCUUCAAAUGCCAGCGGUUUGGACAUUCACAAACAUCCUGUCGAGGCAAAAGCGUAUGUGCACAGUGUGGGAUGGAAGACCACAACAGAACUGAAUGUAAAAGAACCCCAUGCUGUGUGAACUGUAAAGAUGCCCAUUCUUCCUACUCCCGAAAAUGUCCUGCGUGGCAGAGAGAAAAAGAGGUCCAACGGAUUAAAACUGUAAAUAACAUAUCAUACACAGAGGCCCGUCGCAUAGCCAUCCCAAGUGCAUCAACAAAACAAAAGACCUUUGCUGCUGCAUUGAAAUCUACUAAAACAUGUGGGGUACAAACAGAUAUUUCUGUCUCCCCAACAGAAUCUCUCACUCGCCACGCAAAAUGUUUGCUAAUCCAAUCAAAACAAACUGAAGAAAAGGAGAGCAUCAAGACAAAGACACCCAUACCUAAAACAGGGGUAGUAACCAGAAACGUGGGUUCUAAGAAAGCAAAUAAGAACCCACUUACCAAACAAAAAUUAAAAGCAGCCCUCUCUAAAGUCUCAAAAAAAUCAGAAGCUCAAUCUAUGAGCGAGUUUUCUGACAUAUCUGAUGAAGAGCCUUAUAUGGAGGUUUCAAAACCAAAGUCACCUCCAAAAGAGAAACCGCCUGUUAAAUUAAAGAGGGACACCCUCGCAAAGAAUGCUGCCUCAAACACAUAAUGGAUUAUAAAAUAAUCCAAUGGAACUGUCGUGGUUUCCGCAACAACUUCUCUGACAUUAAACACUUGACGUCAUCUACCUCAUCUCUCUGUGUGGCACUCCAGGAGACUCAUCUAAAACCUGGAGAAAAUAUUUCUUUAAAAGGAUUCAAUCUUUACCGCAAGGAUGAUGAUAGCCACAACCGUGCCAGUGGAGGUGUGGCUAUUGUAGUUUCAAAUCACAUCCCAUCCUUGCCGGUACAAAUCACCACUAAUUUGCAAGCCGUGGCAGCUAGAAUAUCUAUUGGAGUAACUGUCACAGUUUGUUCUAUAUACUUGCCACCAGAUGUCAGAGUGAAUGAGAAUGAAUUGGAUACUUUGGUUGAACAGCUACCAACACCAUUUCUUUUACUGGGUGACUUCAAUGGUCACAAUCCUAUGUGGGGCAGUCCUGACAUCAAUCGUCGAGGCAGAGCCAUCGAGAGAUUUAUAGGUAAUCACCAACUGUAUCUAUUUAAUACUGGAGAAGUGACAUACUUCCAUGCCCCAUCAAGAACGUUCACUGCCAUUGAUCUAUCAUUAGCAACUCCGAAUCUGUUUUCAGCAUUUACAUGGGAGGUUGGAUCUAAUCCACUCUCUAGUGACCACUUCCCAAUAUUUCUAAAAUAUCGAGGCAGAGAAAGCUGUGAAACAGCCCGUCCACCACGCUGGAAACUUGAAACGGCAGAUUGGCCUUCAUUUUCCACUUUGGCUAACAUCACUGAGGAAAUGGUCAAUACUGCUGAUAUCAAUGAUGCAGUUGAGGUUGUCACUUCGAGUAUCAUUCAGGCAGCAGAAAAAACAAUGGGGAAGACAUCAACUAGAUAUCCAAAACAUCCGAAACCAUGGUGGAACCAGAAUUGUGAGGCAGCAUUUAAAGCACAAAAGAAAGCAUGGGGGAUUUUUAGAAGAUACCCCACUGCUGAAAAUUUGGUUGCUUUU